AUGGGAUUCAGGAUCCGAGAUUUGGGAUUUGGGGUUUGGGAUUCAGGGUUUGAGAUUUGGGAUCUGGGAUUUGGGAUUCAGGGUUUGGAAUCUGGGAUUUGGGAUUCAGGAUUCAGGAUUUGGGAUUCGGGAUCGGGGAUUCAGGGUUUGGGGUUCGGGAUUUGGGGAUUCGGGGAUUCAGGAUUCGGGAUCUGGGAUCUGGGAUCUGGGAUUUGGGAUUUGGAGUUUGGGAUUCAGGAUCGGGGAUUUAGGGUUUGGGGCUCGGGGUUCGGGAUUUGGGAUCGGCGAUUCGGGAUUCAGGAUUCAGGAUCUGGGUUUUGGGGUCUAGGAUUUGGGAUUUGGGGUUUGGAAUUUGGGUUUCAGGAUUUGGGAUUUGGGAUCGGCGAUUCGGGAUUCAGGAUUCAGGAUCUGGGAUUUGGGAUCUGGGGUUUGGGAUUCAGGAUCGGGGAUUCAGGGUUUGGGGCUCGGGGUUCAGGAUUUGGGAUCGGGGAUUCGGGAUUCAGGAUUCAGGAUCUGGGUUUUGGGGUCUGGGAUCUGGGAUUUGGGGUUUGGAGUUUGGGAUCGGGGAUUCGGGAUUUGGGAUCUGGGAUUCGGGAUCUGGGAUUUGGGGUUUGGGGUUUGGAAUUCAGGAUUCGGGAUUCGGGAUCCGGGAUUUGUGGUUUGGGAUCCGGGAUCUGGGGUUCGGGAUGAUUUUGGGAGGGGAUUUUGGGAUGUGCUGGGGGUCCCGGUCGGUCCGGCGGCGCCGCUCCCGCUGCGCGGGGCCGGGAAGGGCGUUCGGGAUCAGCCGCGGAUUGGAGCGGCCGCCCGGGAUUCCCAAAAUCCCCAAAUCCCCUUAAUCCCGGGAGAGGGGGGCGGGGCAGGCGCCAGCUGCUGCUGCUGCUGCUGCGGCUGGCCUCCUUAGCCACGGCCCCAAAUCCCGGGAAACGGCCCCAAA
Molecule: messenger RNA, 934 nt
Organism: Cyanistes caeruleus (blue tit)
Lineage: Eukaryota; Metazoa; Chordata; Aves; Passeriformes; Paridae
Source: RefSeq, a predicted model, not a curated record